Molecule: messenger RNA, 5784 nt
Organism: Penicillium chermesinum
Lineage: Eukaryota; Fungi; Ascomycota; Eurotiomycetes; Eurotiales; Aspergillaceae
Exons: 5
Coding region: 1-5784 (1927 amino acids)
Source: RefSeq, a predicted model, not a curated record
AUGAAGUAUAAGCAAGGGCCCACUCUUCUUGAAGAGAAGUCGAUCGAUCUCUGGGCCGACUUUAUCCGCAUUGGUGUUCCUCAUCAUAUGGUAAUGCAUCGGAUUUUUGACAAUCUGGUCAAUACCACCAAGGCAAUCAAGCAAUUGCAUCAUCGCUUUAAGAAUCGGUGCCCAGAAUUCGUCUCUGUACGAGAGCCUGAAGAACCCAAAAAGGUCCCAAGAAUUUCAGUCCGCAGUAAAGCCCUUCUUUUCGAGCUUGAAGACGAUGCCUUCGAAUGGAAGCUUGGGUGUAUAUAUCGGGUCGGUCUCAUUGAGCAGACACAGCGUCUGGCUCGGGAAGAAGCCUUCUCCUUGAAAGAACAGAAGGUCAAGGAUGCUGAUCAACGUCGCCGUGCUUCAUCAAGACUAAGGGCAAAAUCAAGCCAUCGCACACUGCGCAGCGAGCGGGCCAGUCAAGACACCCGCAGAAGUCGGAGUGCUGAUACGCGGCCGAAGGUGGAGGAACCCCCUUCAAGUUCUGCUGAUCAAAAGAUAGCCACUGAUGUGGCUUGGUACCGUCUCCAGCAACACAAUGCUCGUGUUUGGAAAGAGAAAAUAGACUCGGCACUUAAAUUUCAAGGAACGUCUAUCAAAGAGGCCCGCAAUCUCUUUUCUGGCGCAGACGAGCCUCCAGAUGAUAUGAAAGAGACGGAGACUAUCCUUGCCAUUCCUAACAGACCGGGUCUCCUUUGUGCACUCAUCAGUGAUGUUAACCUCGUAAUCGACAAACCCUCAUUCCCCAUUGAAGAAUCAUCCAAAUUCCUUAAUCGGAUUGGAAAAGGAAUGCCAAUCUCCAUGCAAUUUGGGUUGCUCAUUCCAAUGAGUUUUAACCUAGAGAUGGGCGAAGCGCGCGUUACACUGCGAGAUUACCCGUUGGACAUGGUGCAUAUCCCGGGUUUGAGGCCAGGCCAGUCCCCGAGGUUGCCAAGCUGGUCACUUCGAACCAACUUUGUCAUCGCUGAAGAAUACCGCAACCAUGAAUCUGCGAGACAGGUAUCUGUCGAACUCAUUCCGCCAACCGACGCGGCCGAUGGCACUCGCACAGAUCCGUUCAAUCUGAAUGUUUGGCGGUCUGUGACUCCUGUCAAGACGUACUCAGAGCCUGUCAUUGAGAUCAACACAAGCCUGCCGACAAGUAUCUCGUGGGGUGUAUCAUACCAGCCCGUGAUUCAGGAUAUGAUGAAGAUCAUCGAAGGUUUUACUAAGACCGAAAUCGAUCCUUCAGACCGAGUUGGCUUUUGGGAUAAAAUCCGUUUGAGCUUCCAUUCUCGCAUCAAGGUGCUUUGGAAGGAAGAUGGUGAUGUUCACUUGCGUCUCAAGGGAUCUCGCGAUCCAUACGUGGUAACUGGAUUCGGAAGUGGCUUUGUGAUGUGUUGGCGCAGAGAUGUCAAGUGGGAGAUUCACACUAGUGAUAACCCAAUGGAAUUCAUGAGUGUUACUAGUGGUGAAUACGUGCUGGCAAUUCCUGACUACAGCGCGGAAGCUCGCUGGGCGAAUGAAAUGUCCACAGAGGAUAUUGACACCGGUUCAGCCUCAAGUGAACAGAAGAAUGCGGCCCACUUCAAGAAGGUUGUCAUGAAGCUAUCUGGCGAUGUCAAAUGGGUCGCUGGGCUCGUGUUUGAACGUGAUGUUGAUGCAGACUCAAAGUCCUUCGCGUUCAAGCCACAUUACGAUGUCAUUCUCAAAAACCCUAAAUUCGUCACCCCAGAGGAAAAGGAGAGCUAUGAUGCAUACCGCGGCUUCCGAAGUAAUCACAUUCAUCUCUCUAUCUCUGUCAUCGCUCCUCAUACCAGGGAUUGGUCUAUUGAUGGUAUUCAACCAUCAGCGAGCUAUAACACAACCCAUUUAAGCCCUCGAUUCUUCACACACUUCUUCAACUGGUGGUCUCUUUUCUCGGGAGUCAUGUCUCUUCCUGUCCGUCAGGGGCCGCUCUGGCCGGGCGUCACCAAAACGAGUAAGAAGUUUAGUCGACAUUUGGCAACGGUCAAAUACAAGAUCCUUCUCGCCCCUCUAUUCCUCGCCCAUAUCUACAAGCACAAGGACCGCGAAGAUUAUGCGGAGGAUGCCGUGACAGCUACUGGUUUGAAGGUUCGCCUUGAUUGCCUGAAGCUGGACAUUCAUCAGCGACGUGAGCAAAUUAGAACCCAGGCUCGAGGACGCUCUCGGCAAACCAAAACGAGUGCCAUGCGCAUAAAUCAAGCAUUGAUCGAUCUUCAAUCUGCUGAUUUUAGAGCUGUUUCCGCUGAGAUCGAAGGCACGUCAGCGGAAGAUGUCGAAAAGAACAAGGAUGACGUUAUUUCAACCUUCCAACAGCCCGUGGCCUCUGUUGACCUUUCGCGAUUCAACAUUCCUGAUCAAAAUCUCGAUUGGAUUGAUAUGGAUGAUUUCGUCGAGCCCGACUGGAUCCUUCCACAAGAAUCAAACCCGCGCACGCAGAUCUUACCUCUUGCCUUUACGCCACGUUUCACCUAUUUCCGCCAAACAGACCAUGGAGAUAUCGGCCCAGAUGAGACCGGAUACAGCACAUUUGGCUACGAGCCCACUCAUGAAUGUGUCAUGUCUGAGACCAAUGAUCCUCGUCGUGUGCAAAUCGAAUUAGUCCAGGACCGCCUUGCCACAGUGGAUGCUCUGAUUCGUAACUACGAGCGAAUCAUUGGAGAGCAGAAAACUAAGUUGACGAACGAAGCUGAUCAAGAUCCAAGCUUGAAGGAGGAUCACGGAGUCUAUGUUUCUCAGUUUGAUCAGCUCAUCAGGAGGCGAAACUUCCUGAAAUCUACCCUUACCCGGCUGGAGAAACUUCUAGCCCGCGACGAGCGUUCACCUCAUCGUAGCAGAAUGGGUACCAACUCUGCACCGAGUGUCACAUCCUCCAAACUAGGUCUCGAUACGGACUCGACAACUGCAGGUGCCGAUGGCAUCUACUCAUCCGCUGCCAAUGACGAGUUCAACAGCGGGUUCAACAAUCGAUUCAUGAUUCAUAACGUGCAAUUGAAGUGGAACAACUCUCUGCGAAACAUCAUCCUGCGGUACAGUCAUCAAGUGAGUCAACGACGAGGCUUUGUCUACUACAUGUCAAGACGAGCUGUCAAGUUCAUCCUUGAUAUCGUGGAAGAGCAAAACAAGAACAAGCGGAAGAACCCGAAGGUGUCCAAGUCACAAACUCGCAGCGAUAAUGACGAUGAAAACGUGGAGGACCGUAUCGAGCAGCUAUUAAACGAUGCUAAGCGAUAUGUGAAUGCGGAAGAGAGCGAUCAGGCGGCGGAGUCUAGCAAUCAAACGCCGGAGCAUUCGGACGAUUCCAGCGAGAAUAUUGCGCCUGAGUUCACGCCCCAAAACAGCUAUCAUCUGCGUCUCAUUGCUCCUCAAAUCCAGCUCCUUAGCGAAAAGAACAAGAAAGCAGUGGUUCUUGUCGCCGCCAGAUCAAUGGAGCUUAAGGUUGUGUCUAUCAUGGACAAGGAACGUGUCACAGAUGAUGUCAGCGGCCUUGUUCAACGUCGUUUUACUUUAGACAUGGACGGCGCUCAGUUCUUUGUUGCAACGCAGAAGAAUCUCAUGGCAAAUCUGCAAUUCUACGCGGGUAACAAGUACGGCAAUGUGCCAGGGUCCGCAUGGCCUCCUUGGUUGACUUUGGAAGCGAUGUUUGAUUUUGAACUCAAUCCCUUUGGUUUCUCAAGGAUCAUCCAGAAAACAUCGGCUAGCCUUCGCUACGACAAAUACAACAAUCUCCGUCUGAAGUACAACGAGGAGGUCGGCAAGGGCGAUCACAGUACACAAGAAGAGCCUCGAAUGGACCAAAUCAGCGUCGAUUUCCCCCAUUUCCGUGCUAUUUGUGAUUCUGCGGAGUACUAUUCUAUGUACAUCAUUGCUUUGGAUCUUAUGCUUUACAGUGAACCACUCGAGAAGGUUCGGAACGAGCGUCUGGAGAAGAUCAUGCUCACAUCUGACUUCAGCGAUCUUCGCGGCGCCCCUGAAGCAGUCUUUAGGCUGCAAGCCCGUAUCCGCCAACUGGAAGACAUCAAAGAGUACUUCCAGAUCAAUGCCAAGUACCUGGACAAGCAAGGCUGGGAAGACCGGUUGGCUCUGGAGCGCGACAUUGCGCAGUGCGAAGAUGAGCUUUUCUUCAUGAUGAAGGCCAUCACUACCUCCCAGCAGCGACGGGUGGAGCCGAGUGCGUCAACAAAUGGUGUGCUACGUUGGAGCAUCUCCGCGAGCGAAGUCGUGUGGCACUUGAUGAAGGAGAUGUCUGCACCCCUGGUGGAGUUCCAGCUUAAGAAUGCCCAAUAUGAGCGGACAGAUAACGCCGACGGGUCAAAUUAUAAUUUAGUUUCCGUCGAGCGACUGAGUGGUUUGAAUCUGCUUCCUGAUGCUAUUUAUCCUCAGAUCAUCGCCCCAUACUUCGAUCAACCGCGACCUCUGGAUGAGCCCAUGCUUCGAGUCAAGUGGCACAAGCUGGAAGCUGUGGCUGGGAUCCCAGUUGUUGAUGACUUUGAAGUUUCGCUUUUCCCGCUCAAGAUUCAAUUGGAGCGUGAACUCGGUCAGAAACUCUUUGAAUACAUCUUCCCAAACAAUGUGAAGACUAUUGACAGGUCCGACGACGAAGCCGAUGAUGAGGAUUCAAAUGAUAACUCGAUGUCAUAUUCUAUCAGCACUGACGGCGAUAAUGUGUCAAUGGAUGAUUUGCAAGGAUCGCAAGGCCCUGGCUCCAUUGAGUUGAGACUGCAGCCCACCUUGUCGCUCUCAGAACAAGGUCGAUCGUCAUCAAAGACCCGGCGUUCCAGUCAUGCACGAGGCCUUGCUAUGACCCCUCUUCAUAGGCCAAAUAGCCGACUGGGGGUAAACGAUUCUUCUAGGCAGCUGCCACGUCCUGCGACUACUGGUGGAUUGUCUAAGAAGAAAUCGGGAGACAGUCUUCGUAUGACUCUGACGAAACAACCCACGGAGCGAUCGCUCUCUAGUGUAAGCAUGAACGAGGAGAAGAAGAGAUUCGGCGUCAAGGGAUCCAAGAGCGGCAAAUCAAAAGAGCCUACUGACGAUCUGUCCCAAAUGAUGUCGCGAGCAUCGAACUACAUGACUCUGGCGCGUGUUAAAGUCCAUGAUGUUGUCAUCUGCAUGAGCUACAAAGGAAAGGGCGAACACAACAUCGAAGAUUUGCACAAUUUUGUCUUCCGCCUGCCAGUUCUGGAGUACAGUAACAAGACAUGGUCUAACUUGGAUCUCGCCUUACGCCUGAAGAAGGACGUUAUCAAGGCGCUCAUUUCACAUGCCCCUGCCAUUCUCGGAAACAAAUUUUCUCAUCAUCGUCCUUCAAAACAACAGCAGAAGCGGCUGCGUGAACUUGCUUCCUCUUCUCAGCUUCUUCCCAGCUCACAAAACCCACCGACCUCGAACCCUUCUUACUCUAGCAGUUUGGCCACCCCGGACUCCAAUAGCGAAGUGUCUGAUCCUUCGCGCAAAUCAAUGCAAUCAAAUGCCUCGCCACUGGCACGAUCUGUUUCCUUCAACUCGGAGGAACGGGGCAACAAUGAUACCGAAGAGGAUGACCCGCCGAUCUCGGACUCCCGAUCCGCUAAUGAAGUGGAUGUGGAUUCUCGUUGGGAGGAGUCUCGUCGCCAUGUCAAUUCUGGGAGACCCAUGACUGCUGCCGGCCAUACAAUGACCACCGUGGAGUCUAAUGGGACAGAACGCGAUGAUUCCCAUAAACGGACAAUCCGAAAUAUUGGGCGAAAGCUUACUUUCCGCAAAUAA